AUGUCAGGCCUGCGCUCUCCCUCCACUCCUCGCUCGGAUGCACCGUCGCCGCGUCAGAAGUUCGACUCGGAGCUGCUGCGGGCGUAUAUGAAGAAGCUCCUGCAGACCACGCUGCAGAAUGCCACUUGGCCGGAACCACGAGAACGAGAUCGUGUGAAAGGCUGGAUGAAGGAGAUUGGUGAACGAGUCAAGGAGAGGAUGAUAGAGAUUCAGCCGAGAGGCUUCAAGUAUAUCGUCAUGACGCAAAUUAAUGAAAAUUUAGGACAAGGUGGCCGUGCGGACAUGGUGUGUCAUUGGGAAGAUAGUGAUGCCGUGGCGCAAGAGAUGUAUGCGAAUAAUUCCAUCAUCUGCAUAUGUGUUGCGUUCGCCGUGCGGACAAUCUGA
Molecule: messenger RNA, 384 nt
Organism: Laetiporus sulphureus 93-53
Lineage: Eukaryota; Fungi; Basidiomycota; Agaricomycetes; Polyporales; Laetiporaceae
Exons: 5
Coding region: 1-384 (127 amino acids)
Biological process (GO): microtubule-based movement
Cellular component (GO): cytoplasm; cytoplasmic dynein complex
Molecular function (GO): dynein intermediate chain binding
Source: RefSeq, a predicted model, not a curated record